GUAUGAGUGUUGCACAAUAUCACUGACCAUGAACAAGAUGAAGAAGAAGCUGCCUGAGCGGAUCCUGAAUCACAUCCUGGAGAUUCUCUACCUGCUGACGGGAGAGGAAUGUAUAUCCCAUUCACAAUAGCUCAUGGACUCUCACCACCACAAAAUAAAUGAAUUUAUCAGCGCGUGACUAACUCACUGACAGCGAGUCACAUGACCGGGGACAAGGUGACGACAGAGAGAAUACUGACGCACACCCUGCAGAUCAUGUACCUGCUGACCGGGGAGGUGCCUAUAAAGUAUGAUGAUGUUGCCGUGUAUUUCUCUAUGGAGGAGUGGGAUUAUAUAGAGGGACACAAGGAGCUUUACAAGGACGUCAUAAUGGAGACUCGCCAAGCACUAAGGACUAUGGAGAUCCCAGGAAAUGAGAGCCCAGGUCACACUGAUGAACAUCUAGACACAACAGCACAUACAGAACUUGUACAGAAUAUUCAGCCAGUGGAGACCCCAUCACACGUCUCUGCAGGUGAAAAUGAUACUAAGAUUUCAUGUAAAAUGGAGCAAAUGGAAGAUCAGAGGCUAAGAAAUAUUCCAGAAGCUGCAAGGCAGGAAAUAUGUGACAAUAUUAGUACAGGUGAAAUCACAAACAGCAGUAAUCCUAGUCAGGAUCAGAGUGCAGAUACUUCUUUAAAUCUUCUUCAAAAUCAUAGAAACCAUGUGAGAAAUGUAUGUUCUGAAUAUGGCAAAUGUUUUCUCAAGAAAUCACAUCUUUAUAGACCACGAAAAAUGCAUAGAGGAGAAAAUCAAUUUUCCUGUUCUAUAUGUGGGAAAAGUUUUACCCAUAAAGAAAAUAUUGUUGCUCAUCAGAAAAUUCAUACAAGAGAAAAUAGAUUUUCAUGUUCUGUUUGUGGAAAAUGUUUUACCUGGAAAUCACAUCUUAUUGUCCAUCAGAAAAUUCAUACAGGGGAGAAAGCAUUUUCAUGUUCUGACUGUGGGAAAUGUUUUACUCUGAGAUCAACUCUUAUUAAUCAUCAGAAAAUUCAUACAAGAGAGAAAAGAUGUUCGUGUUCUGACUGUAGGAAAUGUUUUUAUCAUAAAUCGAAUCUUAUUAGACAUAAAAAAACUCAUACAGGAGAGAAGAAAGCAUUUUCAUGUUCUGACUGUGGGAAAUGUUUUAAUCAUUACUCAGUUCUUAGUAGGCAUCAAAAAACCCACACAGGGGAGAAAGCAUUUUCAUGUUCUGACUGUGGGAAAUGUUUUACUAUGAAAUCAUCUCUUAUUAGGCAUCAGAAAAGUCAUUCAGGAGAGAAAGCAUUUUCAUGUUCUGAGUGUGGGAAAUGUUUUACUCUGAGAUCGACUCUUAUUAAUCAUCAGAAAAUCCAUACAGGAGAGAAAGGAUUUUCAUGUUCUGACUGUGGGAAAUGUUUUAAUCAUAGAUCGAAUCUUAUAAGGCAUAGCAAAACUCAUGCAGAACAGAAAGCAUUUUCAUGUUCUGACUGUGGGAAAUGUUUUACUCUGAAAUCAUAUCUUAUUACACAUCAGAAAUUUCAUACAGGGGAGAAACCAUUUUCAUGUUCUGAAUGUGGACAAUGUUUUACUCUGAAAUCAACUCUUAUUAGGCAUCAGAAAACUCAUACAGGGGAGAAAGGAUUUUCAUGUUCUGACUGUGGGAAAUGUUUUACUUUGAAAUCAACUCUUAUUAACCAUCAGAAAACUCAUACAGGGGAGAAAGACUAUUCAUGUUCUAAAUGUGAGAAAUGUUAUACUCAGAAAUCAACUCUUAUUAGGCAUCAGAAAACUCAUAUUAAAGGAAAGUGCUGAUGAUGAUUACCUGUCGUCCUCUGGAGCAUGUAGUUUUGGAACGGUUUGAGGCCCCUUCUGCACUUCAAGCAUUUAUGAGGUGAUCCAGUAUAUUUAUAAUUUCCAGGAAAAUCCAAGGUCCCUAUAUAGGUUUGAAUAGAUCACCUGGAGUCCCUUUGUACAAAUUGAAGUUAUAAAUAUAGCCAAAAGCCUUUUUAUAUAUGAUGCAACUUGAAAUUUAAAUAUUGUUGAGGGUAUUAUAAUCAAGUGAUUAUAGAAGUGACAGUAUCCCUAACUUGAAUUAAAAUCGACCAGGUGUAUAUGUGUACAGGGUGAGCCCCUACAUUAAUAUAAAAAAAUGCAGGAGGGCUCCAAAAGCCCUUGUCUGGAUUAGUAUAGCCCCUAACAUUAGAAAAUGCAUUGUGUUGAAAUAUAACAAAAAAUAUUUAUUUAUUUUUACUUUUGAAGUUCAAUUGCUAAUUUCUGUAGAAAAGCACCGUGUUAUUUCUGCUGAUUUUAUAAGAAAAAAAACACUAUAUUGUUUACAACCAUGUAUAUUAAAAUUGUAAUAAAAAUAUGCAUUCUUUCA
This is a messenger RNA of Bombina bombina (fire-bellied toad), 2377 nucleotides long. Its product is annotated as gastrula zinc finger protein XlCGF26.1-like. The coding region runs from base 202 to 1809 and encodes 535 amino acids. The transcript has 7 exons. Gene Ontology annotation, molecular function: DNA-binding transcription factor activity, RNA polymerase II-specific; RNA polymerase II transcription regulatory region sequence-specific DNA binding. NCBI's taxonomy places the organism in Eukaryota, Metazoa, Chordata, Amphibia, Anura, Bombinatoridae. Gene Ontology annotation, cellular component: nucleus. Gene Ontology annotation, biological process: regulation of cytokine production; negative regulation of transcription by RNA polymerase II; regulation of immune system process. The record is from RefSeq and is a predicted model, not a curated record.